Molecule: messenger RNA, 5111 nt
Organism: Mauremys reevesii (Reeves's turtle)
Lineage: Eukaryota; Metazoa; Chordata; Testudines; Geoemydidae
Gene: FBXL4
Product: F-box and leucine rich repeat protein 4
Exons: 9
Coding region: 1244-3109 (621 amino acids)
Biological process (GO): SCF-dependent proteasomal ubiquitin-dependent protein catabolic process
Cellular component (GO): SCF ubiquitin ligase complex
Molecular function (GO): protein binding
Source: RefSeq, a predicted model, not a curated record
GGGGCGGGGGCAAGAGCCUCACACGCCCCGCCCCGCCCGCUGUUCCGGCUCAGAACGAAAACAGAGAACAAGCAUGAGCGGCCCCACGUCAUCACUGGCGUGGGCGGGAGCAACCAAUCAACGGGCUGCCCCUCCCUGCGGGCCCAACGGCCCCAGAGCCACGGAAGAAAGGGGAGGCGGCUGCCCCUCCUUGAGUAGAGCUCGCGCCUGUCCCGGGGUUGUUCCUCGUCGGCUUCCGUCCACUGUAACCCCCGCGCGCUUCUCUCUCCAUCUGCAGCGGCAGCAGGGUUCUCCAUGAGAGCGAGCGGCGGGUCGUGCCCACCCGGAGCGCCCGCGCUAGAGAGCCCCGCCCACGCCACCUAAACAACAGUCGCGUGCCCCCCCCCCUUGGAUCCCCGCUUCCCGCGCACGCAGAACGUGCUGGGACCAUGUCCUGGUCCCGCCCACCACGCUCCCCCCGCUAGCGCGCGCUCACUCGUGUCCCGCGGCGGCUCCUUCCCGUGGGGAGCCCCGCCUUCGCCCUGCGGCUGCCUCGCCCCUGCCGCCCGGCGCGGGCCGCGACUCUCGUGUGGCCGGUGUCAGCGCGCGCGGACGGGUCUCUUGGUCUACAUGUUGCUGAAUGGACAGUUCCCAAGAGCAGGGAGUCUGCCCUGAGAGCUAACAAUCCAUGAACCGUGCAAAUAUAGUGCUACUGAGCAACAGAUAUACAACACCGUGCAUAUAGACUUCUGCUUCUGACACCGUCACAGAACCCUGAAUACCUACCUUGUGUCAUGGCUGUAUAGAAGACAUCCAGCUGAUAUUAUUAAUGGACUCCAAUGAACAUCCUUUUGGAGUCCGCUGACUUUUAUAUCAGGGAUGCAUGCUCUCAUGGACAACAUGAAAGAGUAGUGCUGAAGGUUUUACAUUGACAACAAAAAUGUUGUUACUACUGCAGGCUGGUGAUCUAACAUGGAAAAUAGUUAAUUUAGUUUUUGGCUCUAUUUAACUUCCAGAUAACAGCCUUUUUUAAUUCAGUGGCCCUAUAGAAACCACUUGAUUUUAGAUUUUUAAUGACAGCGUUGUCUUAAGAUGACAAAUUAGAAUGAGUAAAAGCAAACUGGUUUCCUUCUGGAAAAUUUUUCUCUGUUGACCAUGUUUAACCAUUCUGUUUUAUUCAGCUAUUUUUUUAAACAUCUCCCAAAGAGUUAAUGCACCUUAUAUAGGACACCUGACCUUUUGCAGCUUCGUAAUUCAUAUCUAGAUGUCACCGGUGUUUCCCAUGUUAACAGUUCUCAGCAUGUUUUACUAUAUCUGCCUUCGGCGCCGAGCCAGGACAGCUACAAGGGGAGAAAUGAUGAACAGCCGGAGAGCUAUUGAAUCAAACAGCCGAGCCUUACCUAUCAAUGUUGAAGUAGUCCAGUAUGCCAAAGAAGUGUUGGAUUUCAGUUCUCAUUACGGUAGUGAAAACAGCAUGUCCUACACCAUGUGGAAUUUGGCAGGUAUUCCGAAUGUGUACCCCAGUUCUGGUGACUUCACUCAGACUGCUGUGUUUCGAACUUAUGGAACUUGGUGGGAUCAGUGUCCUAGUGCUCAGUUGCCAUUCAAGAGGACUCCACCUAACUUCUAUAGCCAGGACUACGUAGAGCUUGCUUUUGAGGAGCCAGUUUAUCCCACAGCAGUGCAUGUUCUGGAAACAUAUCACCCUGGGGCUGUAAUUAGGAUUUUGGCUUGUUCUGCAAAUCCCUAUUCCCAAAAUACACCAGCUGAAGUAAGGUGGGAAAUCCUUUGGUCAGAAGCACCUACCAAGGUGAAUUCUCCUCAGGCUCGCCAGUUCACACCUUGUAUUAAACAAAUUGACUUUCCCACAAAUCUAAUUCGAUUGGAAGUAAAUAGUUCCCUUCAGGACUAUUACGCUGAAUUAGAUGCAGUAGUACUACAUGGUGUGAAAGAGAGACCUGUACUUUCACUUAAGACAUCGAUGAUAGAUAUGAAUGAUUUGGAUGAAGAUGAUGAUGAAGAAAAGAAUGGCUGUGAAAUGGAUAGUCUUAAUAAACAGUUCAGUGUUACAGCCCUCAGGGAAUGGACAACUAAUGGGUAUUUUGAUAAACUGCCUUAUGAGCUCAUUCAGUUGAUUUUGAGUCACCUUACAAUACCAGACCUGUGUAGACUAGCACAGACUUGUAAGCUACUAUAUCAGCAUUGCUGUGAUCCUCUACAGUACAUUCACCUCAGUUUACAACCCUACUGGGCAAGGAUAAAUGACACAUCUCUGGAAUACCUAAUGUCUCGCUGCACUCUCGUCCAGUGGCUGAAUUUAUCUUGGACAGGAAACAGGGGAGCCAUAUCUGUUUCUGGAUUUAGCAGGUUCCUGAAAGUUUGUGGCUCUGAACUAGUUCGCCUUGAGUUGGCUUGCGGCCAUUUCCUCAAUGAGACUUGCUUGGAGGUCAUUGCUGAGAUGUGUCCAAACCUUCAGGAAUUAAAUCUCUCCUCCUGUGAUAAGCUACCACCUCAGGCUUUCAACCACAUUGCCAAAGUGUGCAGUCUUAAGCGUCUCAUCCUUUAUCGAACAAAAGUAGAGCAAACAGCACUGCUCAGCAUUCUGAACUUCUGUUCAGAGCUUCAGCACCUCAGCCUUGGUAGCUGUGUCAUGAUUGAAGACUAUGACCUGAUAGCGAGUAUGAUGGGAGCAAAGUGCAAAAAACUGCGUACUCUGGAUUUGUGGAGAUGUAAAAACAUUACUGAAAAUGGAAUAGCAGAACUGGCUUCAGGAUGUCAGCUCUUGGAGGAGCUUGAUCUUGGCUGGUGCCCUACGCUACAAAGCAGUACUGGCUGCUUCACGAGCCUUGCGCGUAAGCUCCCAAACUUGCAAAAGCUCUUUCUUACAGCCAACAGGUCUGUGUGUGACACAGACAUUGAAGAACUUGCCGCUAACUGUACUCAUCUUCGGCAGUUGGACAUACUGGGGACAAGGAUGGUAAGCCCUGCAUCUUUAAGAAAAUUGCUGGAGUCUUGUAAAGAUCUUUCUUUACUUGAUGUGUCCUUCUGUUCACAAAUUGAUAAUAGAGUUGUCCUAGAACUGAAUGCCAGCUUUCCUAAUGUGUUCAUAAAAAAGAGUUUCACUCAGUGACUCACUACGUAUGCUGCUAUGGAAUUCAUUUGACAGUGUUGUUUCCUGUGAAUUUGUGAUUACAUUUUUCUUCAAAAAAGAAAUUAAAAUCUUCCAUAAAAUAGAGGAGAAAUGUUAACAAUAUUCAUGAAAUGAGUACAUAUUAUGUAUUUGGUGCGGAGCUCUUAUUCUCCUGUACCUAGUAAUUGUUUUCCCUUUGUUAAUUGAUGGCACUGCAUGUGUUUAAAUAGCCACAUAUGUGGCCUAAAUUAGAGAAGAUGAAGAAAACAUAUUCUUGAUGCCCUUUUAAAGAAAAUGUUAUACAAUAAGAUACAUUAAAAUCCAGGUGAAAGUGAAGUUUUAACAUUUAGCAAUAGAGAAAUGAUGGGAGUUUUUCUGUCUUGUAUGUUGUAGUGUUUUAGUUUUGGCCUGUGGCAUAAGACCUUGUGAUGUGGCCUGUAAUGUGCUGUUUGAAAAAUUGUUUAAGCUAGUGUAAGAUCAGACUAGACUGAAAAGCCACUUUUUUUCUUUCCUUUUGUUGACAGUGAUUGGUAUCUAUUUUAAAACUCUGAUGUAUCUGCUAAGAGGUUUUUUUCCCCCUUCAAAUGGAUGAAAUGCGGCAAUGUUUUACAGUCCAGCUUAACUGACACAACAGAUAAAUACAAAAACCCACCAUAUGAGUUUAUAGCAGAAACUAAAAAGAGAAAAUUACCUGCUUCCUCCUGUACUGGAUAUAAAAUUUGUGUCAGAUACUUAUUGUCAUAACUGAUAACACAUAGAAAACCCAAAAGCAAUUUUCUUUUCAAAUUUCUGUUAUGUCAAGGUGUGUUGACUUGUGGUACAUCUGCCUUUCUUAUGAAGUACAAUAAUAGUGUUACUCAGGAUAAUGUAUUAGAAACUCUUACUUAGCUGGAUACAUACCUACUAUCAAGUUUAAAAACAAAUAUUUGGUGUUCAGUAAAAUCAUGAUGAAAAUGUUGAGUUUGUAAACCAAAGGCAAUGUGAUUUGGCUACGUACUCAUUUAUUCAGAAAUGGGUUGUUGUUUUUUCACCAAAAGCAACAAUAUCUUUGAUGAUCUAAACUCUCUUAGCUGCUGUUAAGUCUUUGGAGGAGAGAGAUGAUGAUGAUAGUGGAUGAAUGGUUUUCUUCUACUUUUUGCACUUCUCUGAAUGAGACUUUCUUUCCUCCGUGAUGGCACCAAUGCUAUUGUGAAUUGGUAUUUCCAUGUACUCAUAUUUGCAUAACUUCUGUCUCUUUAGACAGUACUAGUGAACACAGACCCCCCCAGACAUGAUCUCUCAUCUGGGAUCAGCUCCAUUAUUGCCACCUUUAUAGCAGAUGCUGUACAAUGUUUCUUCCUGUCCAUUGGGAAAAUAGGCAUAACAUUUUGCGUGGAAGAAGGCCAUCACUAUACUGAAGAUCAUCAGCAAAGAAAAUUUAAACUGAUACGGCAAAUACCUGUCCACUGGAAGAGAAGUGCCUCAAAGCAUCAAUGAACCAGUGAUCUCCAUGGACCUAAAUUAGCAUUUCUGAACUCUUCACACCAAUGCCAAUGUUUUAUAAAUCAUUUCGUGAAACAACUAAAGACCAUUUUUCUGCUUUUAUAAACCUCUAUUCUGAUUUAAAUUGUACAGAAUCUUGUAGAAAAUCCCAAAUCCAAAGAAAAGUGCACAGAUGUCUGUCAUUCACACACAGAUGUCACCAUGUGAUUUUCAGCUAGGUGCCUCCAUUCUAUUUGUCUAUCAGGGUACUGGCGCUACUUAGACAUGUUUCAGUCUAGACAUCUCUUCAACUGACAGAUGUCUGCCCUAGAGUCGGUCUGUGCAAGAUCUCAUUUUAUUUUGGGAGUGCUCACUUCUUUCAACAAAGUUUUUACUUUAAACUUAUUUUAAUAUAAUGUAUUUACAAUGUAUUGAAUAAUGUCCAAUGUAUAAUGUAAACUUAUUUUAAUGUAUUGUAUUUACAGUGUAUUCAUUGUAAAUAAGAAUUAAACAUUUAUGUCCCAGUUACAGGAGAACUCAA